This is a messenger RNA of Notolabrus celidotus (New Zealand spotty), 5095 nucleotides long. RefSeq names its product SEC31 homolog B, COPII coat complex component (gene sec31b). The record is from RefSeq and is a predicted model, not a curated record. The transcript is spliced from 26 exons. The coding region runs from base 171 to 3854 and encodes 1227 amino acids. Lineage: Eukaryota; Metazoa; Chordata; Actinopteri; Labriformes; Labridae. Gene Ontology annotation, molecular function: structural molecule activity; protein binding. Gene Ontology annotation, cellular component: COPII vesicle coat; endoplasmic reticulum exit site. Gene Ontology annotation, biological process: intracellular protein transport; endoplasmic reticulum to Golgi vesicle-mediated transport; COPII-coated vesicle cargo loading.
UCGGCCACCGUAGCUUAGUGACAACACAGCAAAGCACUUUGGCCGGAGUCUGCUGUAUGAGGCUAAGCUGCUAGCUUGGCUGAUAAGAAGCUAGCUCUGCAGUUUGUUGUGGAUGAGUGCAGUCAGGCUGUGUCAUUGACAGUUGACAGUUUAAGAAUUUGAGGAGGAAAAUGAGGCUGAAGGAGAUCCAGAGGACUGCCCACCAGGCGUGGAGUCCUGCCGUGCACCAUCCCAUCUGCCUGGCGUUGGGAACCUCGGCACAACAGCUCGAUGCCUCUUUCAACACUACUGCUGCCCUGGAGAUAUUUGAGUUGGACUUCUCUGACCCCUCUGUGGAGAUGCAGCUCAGAGGAUCAUUACCCACAGCAAACAGGUUGCACAGUAUUGUAUGGGUGAAUUUUGGAAUGGGAGAAGAUGGUACGGGAGGCAGACUGGUUGGUGGAAGUGAAAACGGCACGGUUACUGUUUAUAAUCCCGAGGUCAUAAUGAGCUCUGGAGCAGAUGCAAUAGUGGGAGAGUCUGAUAAGCACACAGGACCCAUUAGGGCACUUGACUUCAACCCUUUUCAGAGUAAUCUUCUUGCAUCAGGAGCGAAUGAUUCAGAGAUAUACAUCUGGGAUCUGAACAACUUCAGCAGUCCAAUGACACCAGGAGCAAAAUCGCAGCCCGCUGAAGACAUCAGCGUGGUGUCCUGGAACAGGCAGGUCCAGCACAUCCUGGCCUCUGCAAACCCCAGCGGGAAGGCAGUUGUUUGGGACCUGAGAAAGAACGAGCCAAUCAUCAAGAUCAGCGACCACAGUAACAGGAUGCACUGCUCAGGAAUGCUUUGGCACCCUGAAGUUGCCACCCAGUUGGUCUUGGCAUCUGAAGAUGAUCGACUGCCAGUCAUCCAAAUGUGGGACCUCCGUUUCGCCACGUCACCCCUUAAAGUCCUGGAGAACCACACAAGGGGGAUUCUGUCCAUAUCAUGGAGUCAGGCUGACCCUGAGCUCCUGCUGAGUAGUGCUAAAGACAACCGCAUCCUCUGCUGGAAUCCAAACACAGGAGAGGUCAUUUACGAGCUUCCGACAACAAACCAGUGGUGCUUUGACGUCCAGUGGUGCCCCAGAAAUCCAGCCCUGCUCUCUGCUGCCUCGUUUGACGGGAGAAUCACUGUGUACUCUGUGAUGGGAGGGAGCUUGAAGUCUCAGCAGCAAAGCACAGCUGAUAAGAUAUCCUCCUCCUUUGAUUCGAUGGAUCCCUUUGGAACAGGGCAGGUUCUUCCUCCCCUGCAGGUCCCUCAGCCUACAACACAAGAAACCAUCAUCCCCCCUCUGAAGAAGCCUCCUAAGUGGGUGCGCAGACCAGUGGGGGCUUCCUUUGCUUUUGGAGGUAAACUGAUCACCUUCGAGAAUCCCAAGCCGCCUCCUGUGCAGAGCCCCCAGCCCGUCCCCAGGCAGGUGUUUGUGAGCCAGGUUACCACGGAGACAGAGUUCCUUCAGCGCUCCAGGGAGCUGCAAGCGGCGCUGCAGUCAGGCUCCUUCAACAACUACUGCCAGGCUAAGAUUCAGAACGCCAAGUCAGAUGCUGAGCAGGACAUAUGGAAGUUCCUGCUGGUAAACUUUGAGGAUGAAGCACGCAUUAAAUUCCUCAGACUUCUCGGUUUCAGCAAAGACGAGUUAGAGAAAAAGAUCUCUAAAUGCCUGGGGAAGAGUUUUCAGCACAAUGGACAUGGAGUAGACGCUAAAGAUCUGGCAGAAAAGAUGCAGCGGCUCUCUGCUGAGAGGUCUGAUGAUGCUGUUGCGGAUGCUCGCACCUCAGGCUCUGUAUCCCCUGCAGACUUCUUCAGUCAAACCCCGAAGGACAACUCCAACUUCCAGAUCCCCAUAUCCUGUGACACUGACGGUUUGAUAAGCCAGGCGCUGCUGGUUGGUAACUUCGAGGGAGCUGUGGAUCUGUGUCUGAACGACGGUCGUUAUGCUGAAGCCAUCCUCCUGUCCAUCAGCGGAGGAGAAGAGCUGCUGAAGAAAACUCAACAGAAGUAUCUCAGCAAGCAGAAGAACAGCAUUUCAAUGCUCAUAUCAUCAGUGGUGACCCAGAACUGGAGGGACAUCGUGCAGAGCUGCGAGUUGGACAACUGGAAAGAGGCUCUCGCUGCUCUGCUGACCUACGCUCACCCUGAGGAUUUUGCCCGUUUGUGUGACACUUUGGGAGGCCGGUUGGAACAUGAAGGCACAGAGAAGCGCUGCCUGCAGGCCUGUCUGUGUUACAUCUGCUCCGGGAACAUCGAGAAGCUGGUGGAGUGCUGGGCCUUGCACAAAGACAGCGCCACUCCUCUUGGUCUGGAGGACCUCGUUGAAAAAGUCAUGAUGCUGCGUAAAUCAAUAGAGCGUCUCCGCAACAGCGAGGUGGCAGUCCAGAGCCCCAUCCUUGCCGAGAAGCUUACAUGCUACGCUGGCAUACUGGCUGCAGAGGGCAGCCUGGCCACUGCCAUGACCUACCUGCCUGAGAACUCAGACCAACCUGGGAUCAUGAUGCUGAGAGACAGACUGUUUAACGCUCAGGGAGAGGCUGCCGGUGGUCAGCAGCCUCCAAACUCCCUCAACAGAGGAGGUGUGGCUGCAGCUAAGCCGGCUCCUGCUGCACAGACUCCUGCUGCACAGACUCCUGCUGCACCAAAAGCACAAGUCAUGGGUCAGUACCAGCCUCCCGCUCCCUCUCAAGUUGCCCCUCAACCGCAGCCUCCUAUGCCAUCAUUUUUUACUCCACAAGCUGCUCCAGUGAACACCGGGCCUGGUCUUCCACCUUCUUCUCACGCCAUGCCACCCAGCACCAGCCGCCCUUCCAUGAGGUCUCCCUACCCUCAACAUCCAGCUACAGCACCAGGUUUCCCUCCUCAUCAGCCAUUCCAGCCCCAGCCGAUGCCCGUUGGCGGCCCCUCCUCCGCCUUCCCCCCUCCAGGUCCCUCUAUGCCAGCUGCUAGCUUAUCAGGACCCCCGCCUUCCUCAUCCACCCAAGGAGGCCUGCCCCCCAUGCCCAGCCCAGGGGUGCCACCAACAACCUUCAUGCCAUCUACCUCUUUACCAUCAGGCCCUAUGUCCCCCACCUCCCAACCUGGAGCACCAGUCCCCAUGUACCCAGGGGCCCUCCACAACCAGGGUCCUGCUCCCCCUAUGGCGUCCGGUCCGUACAACCCUCUUGGAUCAGGGUAUCCACAGGGAGGCCCCGGUGCUCCUGCUGCAAAGCCGUAUGCUCCUCCUGUUGCUCCUCCUCCCAUAGGCUUCUUUCCCUGGCUGAACUCCCAGAGUGACAACCAAGGACCUCAAGAGGGCUGGAAUGACCCACCAGCAGUGAGGGGUGGACCCAGAAAGAAGAAGGUCCCUGAUAACUACACUCCACCAGCCCCCAUCACUGCUCCUGUGAUGGGAUUCCCCGUGGAGGCUCCUCAGCCACACGAUCACACCCAGGUCCCUCCUGGAGCCCCCCAAGAGCCCAGCAUGCAGCUCCUCCAGCAGCUGCCAGCAGAGAGGGUGGAGCAGAAAGAGAUCCCUGCUGACCACAUGGUGCUCAAAUCCACGUUUGACAGCCUGGUGCAGCGCUGCCAGCUUGCUGCAAGAGACCCACAAACCAAGAGGAAACUUGAUGAUGCAGCUAAACGUUUGGGUUACCUGUAUGACAAGCUGAGAGAGCAGACGCUCUCACACAACAUCCUGAACGGGCUCCACGAGAUCAGCCGCUGCGUCGCGAGUCAGAACUACCAGCGUGGUCUGGAGGUGCACACCCAGGUGGUCAGCAGCAGCAACUUCAGCGAGAUCUCCGCCUUCAUGCCCAUCCUCAAAGUGCUCAUGACCAUCGCCAACAAGCUGGGAGUCUAAACCCCCCCCCCCCACCAACCAGCCCACCGAGCAGACUUCAGUGUUAUCAUAUUGUUAUAUAUGUAUUUAUUUCUCCUUUUUUUGACCUGAUGACAUGCUUUGAUAAAGAGAAUGAUAUUGCUGAUUGUGGUCUUCAUCGCUCCAUGUUUUCCUUCUUGGAGGGAUGCAGCUGAGGGGGAUUUCCUUGUGUAGAGAUUCGUCAUUGUUGCUGUGGUAAUUUUACAAAAAAAAGAUGAAUGUAUUCUGAAAGUAGUGAUUCUGUGUAAAUUCAACAGUUGAUGUAAAAUACAAAAGCAAGUGGUGAAAAGUUUGAAUCGAGGUGGCGUGUGUGUACGAGUAGGUGCUUUAUCACAGUCCACAUUACACUCCAUACAUGUGCAUACUUUUCGUCUUACUUCAGGAGUUGUCGAUAAAGUUUGGAUUGAAUACGUGCAGUGUUCCAGCUGCAGAAACAAAACAUGUGGGACGAACGGCUCCUGCAUGGUGUGUAAGGCUUGAAACCAGAAUUUAAAAAAACCUAGGUUGCACUUCCAAUCCUUCAUGUUGGUGUAGUUUGCACGAGGGAGAAACAAUCUGAUUUUCUCAUUUCUUUAUUCAUUUACAACAGAUAUCAAGAGCAUUUAAAAACUCUGAAACAAAGUCAACACUGAUUGUUUUCUUCGCCUGCUGUAUCAGAUUGUGUUGGUUUAUCGUGCCAUGAGGGGUUUUGGGCCAAAGCACUGCAAAAGAAUCCCAAACAGUGAUUGUCAGUUAGCUGUUUACUAUGAUUUUCUGUGUUUUUCUUGUGUUAAUUUAGCCCUGUUAGCACUGAUGUUUCUUAAUUAGCUUUUUUUCUUUCUCCAUGUCACUCACUACUGAGUUCACAUGGCAGCUCAUGAACAAACAUUAAUUUAUGUUGGACUGCAAAUAAUUAAUCCUCCAUGUUUAAAAUGCUUUAACUCAUCUUUCUACCAAGGCAACAUCUUCUCCUUUUUCUAACUCUGAAUUACUUUUUAAAGAUAAGUUGUAUUUGUUUUAGAUUAGACCGCACAGUUCUACAAACCUGAAUGAAAUGAAAAACCUGUAAUCUACAGAGGUUUGUAGCUGGACGUACAGCUGGAUAGUUUGAUGUAUCAUGGCAGCAAGAAGGCAGUGAAGUGCCUCCGUGUGCUCAUUUUGGUUGCACAGAUAUUUAUACAAUCCAUGUUGCUUACUUUACUCAUUGCAGAAACUUUUUCAAAUAAAAUUUCACUUCAAAGCUU